Podospora anserina S mat+ is the source of this 1134-nucleotide messenger RNA. RefSeq lists its product as uncharacterized. Gene Ontology annotation, molecular function: 2-oxoglutarate-dependent dioxygenase activity. The record is from RefSeq and is a predicted model, not a curated record. The transcript has a single exon. Bases 1 to 1134 code for a protein of 377 amino acids. NCBI's taxonomy places the organism in Eukaryota, Fungi, Ascomycota, Sordariomycetes, Sordariales, Podosporaceae. Gene Ontology annotation, cellular component: cytoplasm.
AUGCCGUCCGCUAUCACAUCAACGUCGUCUCAGACCGACGCCACCAUCUUUGGUGGCCAUGACAUAGCCCGACCACAACUCACCAAACCGCUCUCCGACUCUGGAUCCCUCCAACAAUACUCGCACGACGACCCAACCCCCGCCAUCGGCCGCGAAUUUCCCACCCUCCAAAUCCGCGACCUUCUCAAAGCCGACGAUCAACUCUUCCGCGACCUCGCAUACACAAUCUCCUCCCGCGGCGUCGUCUUCCUCCGCAACCAAGAUGUCACCCCAAACGAGCUCAAAGACUUCAUGCUCCGCCUCACCACCCUCGCCGGCUGCCCCUCCACCUCUGGCCUUCACGUGCACCCCCUGACAGAAGAGGGCUCCGAGCUAGGCGACCAAAUCAGCGUCAUCUCCUCCGAGAAGCAAAAGAAGGGCGGCGGUCUCACUCACCAGCUCUCCGACGUCAGUAGGUAUGCCUCCAACGCAUGGCACAGCGAUAUCACCUUUGAGCCUGUGCCCAGUGACUACGCCAUGCUCAAGAUCCACACCCUUCCCGUCACUGGCGGUGAUACCCUCUGGGCGAGCGGAUACGAGGUCUAUGAUCGUCUGUCAGAGCCGAUGAGGGAGAUGCUCAAGAAGCUGACCGCCACACAUGACGCCAAGUUCUUUUUGGAUGAGGCGAGGAAUUUGGGGAAUCCGCUGAGGGAGUGCGAGAGAGGGUCGCCGUUGAACAAGGGGGCUGAGUUGGCUGCUGUGCAUCCUGUUAUAAGGACGAAUCGUGAGUUUCCACAUCUUUGUUUGUGUACAUCAUUGCGCGUAAAACUGACAUUCAUGGUAAUAGCCGUUACUGGGUGGAACUCGGUCUACGUCAACAAGGGCUUCACCAAGCGCAUCAACGGCGUCACAAAAGACGAGUCGGACAUCCUCCUUAAAUACCUCUUCAACAUGGUAACACAGAACCACGAUGCCCAAGUACGAUUCAGAUGGAGUAAGAAUGACGUCGCCAUCUGGGACAACAGGAGCACAUGGCAUUGUGCGACAUAUGACUACAACGACCCGAGAGCGGGCGACCGUGUUUGUUCCCUGGGCGAGGCUCCAUAUCUUGAUGUACAAGGGGGCAAGUCGAGGAAGGAGGAGUUGGGUCUUUGA